This is a messenger RNA of Diplodia corticola, 2034 nucleotides long. RefSeq lists its product as uncharacterized. The record is from RefSeq and is a predicted model, not a curated record. Lineage: Eukaryota; Fungi; Ascomycota; Dothideomycetes; Botryosphaeriales; Botryosphaeriaceae. The transcript has a single exon. Bases 1 to 2034 code for a protein of 677 amino acids.
AUGAGCCAGGCAAAUCGCCAAAACACGGGAGUAUAUCUGCCGCCGCCCACGACGCAGUCUCAAGCCGUCCGUUUCGCGAUGCGACCUUUCCAGUUGCGUCGUUCGUCUUCCAGGCCGACGCUGAUCGAUCUACCGCCGACCUUCUACCUCUAUUCUUCACUUACCGCCUCCAUCGUGCAGGAGCUGGGCUCGACCUUGGGAGAGAUGGUGGGCUGUGUACAGUGCUUGACGCCGUGCGUGACAUGCGACCAGCACCCCGAAGGCGGCCGCCUACACUGCCUCGACUGCAGCCACGUCGUUGAGACCAAAUACCACGAGGAGUGCGGCAGUAGCUGCAUUGGCAGUCCCUCGCGGCAGAGGCUUGAUGGAGCAGACAAGCCGCUCCCCCCGUUGCCAUGUACCACGUGUGCAUACGCCAGCAUCAACUGGGACACGAUCGACUUCACCGACAUCGUCCGCGAACCAACCCCCCCGAGAGACUGUACCGAGCAAUCCCUCCUUGGCAGAAUAACAGAAGUCAAGGCUCGGUUGGUGCGCAGCCGGGCGGCAUUCGAAGCGAGACUGAAGGGGGGCCGAGUGUGCGAGAUGGUCAUCCUGCCCGACGAUCCCAUGGACUGGGGCGAGAGGCUGAAGGAUACACACAUAGGGACUGUCGUUCCAAUGAGAAUUCAAGAACUCGUUCCGCGCCUCAUUCAGUCGUCGCGACCGCCUCCACAGCCCGAGCUUCCAACUUGGUUCGAUACGUCAGCCAACGCCAUCCCAGUACGACGAGAAAGCAUGCUUAACCGUGGACUCAUAAGCCGAGAGCCGGCUUUGAACAUCUGGAGAGGAGCAACACCGAGGCUUGCCAAUGUGGAGCAACACGCCGAGAUCGUUGAGUUUGAAGGCGACACAGAGGUUGAGCAAGCCGCCGAGACCGUCGAGCUUGAAGACGAUGCAGAGAGUAGGAAAGAACCUCUUCUUUAUGAGACUUCGGGUCCUGAAGUGAUGAGAAAGAGUACUGGGGAGGUGACUCAGUCUGCAAGCGGUACAUCUAAACUUGACGGGGGCGAUGAUGCGCUUGGCCACCGACAGCAGGAGAAAGACCAAGCAGCUGAGCCUGCUUGCGAGGUAGAGGCAACAUCAGAGACAACAAAAAUAAUCCGUUUCGAUGCAGACAUGGAUAUGUUCGAGCUCAAACUGCCCUCGGAACCAAGGAACGUUGAAGCAACGGUGCACGGCGAACCCUCCCAAGGCCAACCAGCCUAUCACAUCCAAGCGGGCAACGAGGAACAACACGACAACCAACGCACCGCUCUCGAAGAGGAUUUCGAGUCGCUCAAACGCAAAUGGCAAGAAAUUUCGGCGUGCGCUGUGCAUCCCCAGCCAUCUUCCAGUGCUGCGCAAUGCCCGUCUCAAAAGGACAAGGCGCCGCAACCAUCGGACCUGCCCGGGGAUGCCGGCACCAGAGGGGGCGAAGACAUGCCACACUGUGCAUUUUAUGGAGAGGGCACCGAGAUGGCAGUAUUGCAGGAAGUGAUGCAAGCUGGCCAUACCGCCGUGAAAGACGCCCGCUCUCUGCGGACAGAAACAGCUUCGAGAGCUUCUGAAUCCGAUGGCCAUACAUCAAUCACUGUAUCGCUCAAAAGGACUCCUCGCGUACGGAAGAAAAAGAACUCACCAUGCACUGCCUCUGAAGCGUUGCGAACUGCUGGUGAUGUCCUCGGGGAUAACAGUGCUGAGGCUCUUUUGUCCAUUUCCCCUAGUUUUGAACUGACUCUUACGGAUUCCCCGCGGAGUAGUCAGGUGCAUUCGAGCGGUCCCAUACAUCCGCAGGGGACGCAGCACGAAGCCCGCUGCAGCGUUCCUCGCUCCAGGAAGACCGUUCCACCGCAACCUAGGACACAAACCUUAGGUGACGGCCAUCCGCCAGCAAAUCCGGAACCUUUGAACCAGGAGGAAACAUUCACACCGGGAAAGGUAAGGCGUUUCUUCAAGCGCGUCUUUGGCUUCCUUCCCAAGCUUUGCUGUUUCAGUCCUCCGCUCUACGCAUAG